Rhododendron vialii is the source of this 321-nucleotide messenger RNA. RefSeq lists its product as uncharacterized. The transcript has a single exon. The record is from RefSeq and is a predicted model, not a curated record. NCBI's taxonomy places the organism in Eukaryota, Viridiplantae, Streptophyta, Magnoliopsida, Ericales, Ericaceae. Bases 1 to 321 code for a protein of 106 amino acids.
AUGGUCCGCCGAGUGUUGGUAGAUCAGGGAAGCUCGGCAGAGAUUCUAUGCUAUUCGGCAUUCAAGGCCCUUGGCCUCUCCAAAGAUCGAUUGUCCUUGAUGGAUGCCCCCCUAGUUGGCUUUACUGGGAUUCUGGUUUAUCCGAUCGGCAAAAUCAUGCUCCCGGUCUUUGCCGGUUCGGUACAACUAGACGUUGAGUUUAUCAUUGUCAAUUCGUUGAGCCCCUAUAAUGCCAUUCUGGGCCGCAAUUGGCAGCAUGACAUGAAGGCUGUCGCAUCUACGCUUUACCAAUGCGUUCGGUUUAUAGGUGAAUCAGGAUGA